Molecule: messenger RNA, 791 nt
Organism: Phodopus roborovskii (desert hamster)
Lineage: Eukaryota; Metazoa; Chordata; Mammalia; Rodentia; Cricetidae
Gene: Grp
Product: gastrin releasing peptide
Exons: 3
Coding region: 29-454 (141 amino acids)
Biological process (GO): neuropeptide signaling pathway
Molecular function (GO): neuropeptide hormone activity
Source: RefSeq, a predicted model, not a curated record
UGAGCUCCGAGGGCUUCCCGCCAGGACCAUGCGAGGCUUCGAGCUCCCACUUUUGCUGUUGGCGCUGGUCCUCUGCCAGGCGCCCCGGGGACCAGCUGCCCCAGUGUCCACAGGCACAGGUGGAGGGACUGUCCUGGCCAAGAUGUACCCGCGCGGCAGCCACUGGGCUGUGGGACACCUAAUGGGGAAAAAGAGCUCGGAUGAGUUCCCAUCCCUGGGCGUGUCUGAGGGAGAUGGCCUGAAGGAGCAGCUGAGGGAGUACAGCCCCUGGGAAGAAGCUGCAAGGAAUUUGCUGGGCGUCCUAGAAGCCAUGGGGAACAGAAGCCAUCAGCCACCUCAGCAUCAGCCUACUUGGGAUUCUGAAGAUGGUAACUACUCUAGCGAUGUUCAAAACGCGAAGUUGGUAGACUCUCUGCUCCAGGUUCUUAAGGGGAAGGGAGGAACCUCCAGCUGAAGGGACAACGACAAGGAAAGCUUCCAUGGAGCAAAACAAAACCCUUCAGAGACUGCGCUCUACAAACAUCCAUUCUCCUGGACCAUCAACUGGAUUUUCUUUGUGCAAUUUACUUAGCGAUUCUUGUAUCUUUCAACUGUGACUAAACUCAUGAUUUCCAAGCAGCAUCUUCUGGUUUGAACUUGUUUCUGUGAACAACUGCCUAGAGAGCUUUCCAAUGAAUGCUUUUUCCAGGCUCUUUGUUGAUUGGAUUCAAGCCUCCAAUCUGCUACCAUUCACAAUAAAAGCUUAAUUAAUCGCAUUGCCCAAAGGGCAACUUGUCCUCUUAUUUCAACUC